AUGCCAGCAAGACUGAUCCGUAUCAUCGUUGCCGUCAUCCGUGCGCGCAAGCUCGAAGGCUGGAGGCUAGAUGCGCCUGCCAAGCAAACCGUCUGGCAACUGUCUGACCAUUCGCCGCCAUCUCCAUCCGCAACGAUGCCUUCCGAUGAUGAGGGCUUUGCGAUCAUCGGGGCGACAGGCCCCAACGUCGGACCGACGCCCAAACCUCGGAGGUCGACAAGGACCAAGCUGCCUCCGAUCCCCAAGAAGCCAUCACCAUCGCGCCAGUCUUCCGGGGCAGCUGCCGGAUCCAGCUCGUCUGCCACACGGCGCGCCAGUGCAAGCCCGGCUGCCAAGCGCAAGAGGACGAGUCGGUCCUCGGGAUCCGAGUCGGCAGCCGAGCAUGACGAGCUCGAAGAAGGCCCGAAGCGCAGGUACAAGAAGCCAUCCACCUCGACCAAAGCGCCCCGGGGCUCUUCCCCCAAGAAGGCGCAGAAGGAGGCCAAGCCCAAGAAGAUAAGCCAAGCGGCGCUGUUGCGGAACAAGAUCCAGGAGCUGCACGGCGACAAGCAUUUCCGAAAGCUGCCGGACGAUACCAUCAAGCGCAUCGCCAAGGCGCACGUGGAGCGACUCUACCUCAUCCAUCGCUUCCGCCAUGGCACCACGCUUCGAGAGGAGUUCGACGUGUUCGGCAGCAAGGGCAACGUCUACAAGGUUGCGCUGGCACAGAACGUCGAGUGCAGCUGCAUGGACUUUGCACUCCAACGCCGUCCAUGCAAGCACAUCCUCUUCGUCUACAUCAAGGUGUUGCGCCUUGCGGGACAUCUCCCGGUCUACUCUCGAGUUCGCCUAUCCACUUCGGAGCUGGAGGCAAUCUUCGCCGAAGCACGCGUGGACCCUGUCGCCGAGGCCAUGGCACACAAGGGCGUGAGGCGCGCUUGGGAGAACGCCGUCGGAUUCGACCCGAACGCUGCAUCCAGCUCCAGCUCUGACUCGACGAGCGGCGACGAGGGCAAGCGCAUCAUCCCGGAAGAAGGCGACAUGUGCGGCGUCUGCUACGAAGAUCUGGAACCGGGCAGCACCGAAGGACUCGAGUUCUGUCUCAAGUCGUGCGGUCGACCGAUCCAUAGCGACUGCCUGCAAAAGUGGUUCGACAGCCGUGGAUUUGCCAGGACCUGCAUCUGGUGUCGAGCCAAGUGGGAUGGCGCCGCAGAGGCUCGCAAGGAUCCGCACGCCCAUGGUUACGGCAUCGGUGUGGGCCGUCACGGAUCCGUGGUCGACGAGCGCGGCAACGUGCUCAACUUGGCGGCGGCGGCGGCUGCUGCUGCUGCUCUCGAGCCAGCUGAGGCGCCAGAGCCUGUUGAUGCGCCCGAGCCAGCUGAUGCGCCCGAGCCAGCUGCAGCCGAUGCGACCGGCUGGGAGUAG
Messenger RNA from Moesziomyces antarcticus, 1404 nucleotides. RefSeq names its product RING finger domain protein. The coding region runs from base 1 to 1404 and encodes 467 amino acids. The transcript is spliced from 2 exons. The record is from RefSeq and is a predicted model, not a curated record. Gene Ontology annotation, molecular function: ubiquitin protein ligase activity; zinc ion binding. Lineage: Eukaryota; Fungi; Basidiomycota; Ustilaginomycetes; Ustilaginales; Ustilaginaceae.